AUGGAGAGAGCACAUCGUACCCCGAAUCUAACUAUUCCAUUGCUAAGGGAACCCAAGCUUGGAAAUGACCUUGAACAAGCAAUCCCGGCUCAAGUUAUCAAACGCUUUUUCGAUGUCCAGCUUAAGCAUAAAACCCGGUUUUUUGCUCUUCUUUCGGCUGUCGAUGAGCUCGAAGGCGAUGAGACCGGCAUCACCAAUCUGCCUCCCUUUAACCGAGGCCUGUUGAUUCCAGGAAACAAAGUUGGGGAGGACAUCCCGCAUUCUACUGGCGAGAACCCUACUGAAAAGCUUGUUAAUGCAGCCCAUCAGGCUAAUCGGGCGCAAAUCUUUCCUGUCUUCGACAACAUCUUUUUUGGGCAGCAGGCAAAGGAAAGAAUGAGUGGCGCUUUGGGGAAGGACGCUUGUGCUGUGGAAUUCGUUGAAAGCGUUUAUAAUGUCAUUCUUCACCCAAGUACAACAUUGCUUGAAAAACUCCCAGGUGAACCCAUCGGGCCCUGGUGCCUUACUGUCGUCGCUCGCCGAAAGGCAAACCCAGAUUUCCUGUUCACUGAACUGACGGUUGAGGAGCUGACAAUCGCUGUCUGCUAG
Messenger RNA from Linum trigynum, 588 nucleotides. The record is from the annotation of a GenBank genome assembly. NCBI's taxonomy places the organism in Eukaryota, Viridiplantae, Streptophyta, Magnoliopsida, Malpighiales, Linaceae.